Centropristis striata (black sea bass) is the source of this 13340-nucleotide messenger RNA. RefSeq names its product trinucleotide repeat containing adaptor 6C2 (gene tnrc6c2). The coding region runs from base 850 to 6522 and encodes 1890 amino acids. The transcript is spliced from 22 exons. Gene Ontology annotation, molecular function: protein binding; nucleic acid binding. NCBI's taxonomy places the organism in Eukaryota, Metazoa, Chordata, Actinopteri, Perciformes, Serranidae. Gene Ontology annotation, biological process: miRNA-mediated post-transcriptional gene silencing; positive regulation of nuclear-transcribed mRNA poly(A) tail shortening. The record is from RefSeq and is a predicted model, not a curated record. Gene Ontology annotation, cellular component: P-body; nucleoplasm.
GUCUGCUCUCUGGAAGGAGGAGAGCCGACUGCAGUGUUGUUAGUUUGAACAAAAUGGCUGCGAGACCACUGUCAACGAGAGCUCACUGAACGCCUACCAUGACUGUCCGCUCCGCUGUCUGGAUCCACACAGAAUGUAUUUCCCCGGAGUCGUUUCUCACUUUGCAUUCGCGGUAGCCAGCCCGUCGCUAGUCGUCCAGCUGGCGACCUAAACAAAAACAUUUCUUUUUGCACUUUAAAACAAGUUGGCUGGCUGGCUGGCUGACGGCCGUCGGCUUGCUCUUCUACGCGAGAAUUAAUCGGCGAUUUUUAACGAAAAACUGCCUGAUUUCUCCGGUUUGAAAAACCUCGCAACGGUCGACGACUUACAACGUCUACCAGCUGACGUCAGCUUGCGUUAUUUAGCUGCUUUUAAAAGUCAUUUUAUUCGUUUUUUUUUUGUUUUUGUUGUUAGUGGUGCUUCCCCUCCCCGCCCCCCGUUAUAUUGUGACGUUUUAACAAACUGUUUUUUGGCGAGUGUAAUUUCACGGCAUAUUUUAUUUUAUUUGUUGCUGAAAGCAUACAUUACCGUAUUUGCUGUGUGUAUAUCUGGCUGAGUAGCCGUUGUUUACCUCGGUAUUUUGUCACCAAGCUGCUCCAGCAGCAGUCGGCUUAUCUGCCAAGUCUGACUUUAAUUGCGACUGAAUCUCUGCUCCAUCUCUUUACGGGUAACUUUUUUAGAAAAGACAUUGGAGAAUGCUUUUCUGCAUAUUUUUUCUGCCAUGCACCGACUCUUCACUGAAAGCUGCCAAAGCUGUGGUUAACGCAAGCAGCUGAGAGAAGUUAGCGACAGAAGAAAGAGAACCAUUUGAUGGAAGAAAAGAAAAAGAAAAAACAAGAAGAAAAGACCAAGACGGACGUUGCUCAGAAAAAGGCUGCUGAUCAGAAACCCAAAGUGCCAGAGCCUGCUCCCACUAAGCCCAGUCCCGGCCCACCCCACCACCUCCACCCCGCCAGCCCUACGCUGCCCCUCUCCUCCUCUUCUUCUUCUGGCAAUGGCAAGCGCGCCUCCUCCAGUAGCCAACUCCCGACUCAGACUCCCCCUCAGCAGCAGUGCCAGUUGUCCUCUGCCAGUGCUCGCUACCCGCCCAGAGAGGUGCCCCCGCGCUUCCGCCAGCAGGAGCACAAGCAGCUACUGAAGAGAGGCCAGCCACUGCCUGCAGGAGCUCUCAGCGCUCUCACCCUCUCCUGUUCCUCUUCCUCCUCCUCUUCGCCCUCAUCUUACUCUUCUUCUUCUACGACUACCAGCAGCACUUCCCCAAAUUCUGCCACGUCCACUACGGGCAAACGCCACCAAGACAUAUCCCUUCAGAGUGGCUCGGUUGCCCAGUAUGAGACCUCUCACUGGGGAGCCUCUUUGCCAAUUGACAGCUCCUCCAGUGCCAACAGCUGGGACAAAGUGAUUAUUGACGGAAGUGACACAGAAGCUUGGCCCUCCAUCAGCCGCAGUAGUGACCCCAGCCACCCCGCAGCACCAGAAUGCCCCUUGGGCUCAGCUAGUUCUGACGCGGACACGAGUGCUGUCACUACCACCAGUAGUAGUAGUUUUCUGAGUAUGGCCACAGGUGCCGCAGGCCAGCAGGCCCACUACCCCUCUCUUAAAGCAAACAAUAACAUGAUGACGGGACCUGGGUCAGCCAACACAUGUGGUAAUAGAGGCUGGGGCCCCGAUGGGAAGCAAGAUGGAAUGAAUGGUGGCCGAGUAGGAGCACCCAAUAACUGGGGCUCUCCCAACUUUAACUUGAACCUCAAUCCCAAUGCCAACCCAUCAGCCUGGCCUGUCCUUGGCCAUGAGAGUGGUGGAGGUUGUGGUAUUGGCCCCAAUACGGUGUCAAACUCCCCAUCCCUCCCACCAGGUAUUAAUGGCAAUGGAAACAUGGGAAACGGGAGCAUGGGAGGUGCGGAUAAUGGUGGAGGAGGUUGGGGUGGCAUGAUGAGUGCUAACGAAAAUGAUCAACAGCACCCAUCAACCAACACAAGCUUAUCCUUCAAAAUGGAACCUUCUAACCUUAACACUGAUGGACCAAACCACACUAAGCAGCAGCAAGCUCAGGAGCCUAUGAGCCCUAUCCAUGGGUUAACUGGCUGGGGAGGCCAGUCACCCACUGAAUCAUCCCAGCUUAAUGGGGACACAACAGGCAGCUCUGUAUGGGGUAGUGGAGAAACCAAGGCAGCUGACUCUCCCAAGGACUCAGGCUGGGACUCAUCUCCCUCUGGAGGCCUUUCUGCCUGGGGCCGCCAAGGCAGUGGUGGUGGGAGUAGUGGAAGUGGUGGUUGGGGAGACUGGGGAAAAUCCUCUGGUGGCGGCGGCGAUGCACCUAAAGGUUGGGACUCAGUGGACGCUGGAAGUAGUGGUUCAGGCCAAGAGCAGCAACUUAGCUCAUGGGGCCAGCAGCCUAGAACAGCCCCAGCUAGCGAGGGUAGUGGGGACAGCAACGAAAGUCAAUCUGGCCGUAGAGACAGGUCCUCCAGUACAGACUGUACCCCUUUGCUACCCCGGCAGGACCUGGACCCUCGGGUGCUGAGUAACACAGGUUGGGGACAGACUCCCAUCCGACAGCACACUGUAUGGGAGAUGGAAGAAGCUGCCUCUGAUGACGGGAAGAGCAAGAACAGAUCAGAAAUCAUGGGAGGCUCCAGCUCAAAUGGUGGACCAUCAUCCAUGAAUGGAGGCACCAUCAACCCAAAAACUGGCCCCAGUCAGAGACCUGGGUCUGGAGAAAAAAGUGACAGUGAAGGAUCAUCUUCCUCUGGCUGGAGAGCCCCUCCACCUCAGCCUAUCCAGACUGGAUCAGGAUGGGGGGACCCCCCACAGUCCCUCAGCAAAGCGCCAAAUGGCACUACCAGUGGCUGGGGGGACCCUAUGCCUACUAAUGGUCCAAGAAAUGGAGGCACACCAUCCUGGGGUUCUGAGGACAAGUCACCAGGUUGGGACGAUGGUGUGACGAAAAGUCAGCCUACCAACUGGGGAGAGGGCCCCAAAAGCUCCCAUGGAUGGGGAAACAGUAAUGGGGGCUCUAACGGCCCCAGCACAGGGGAGUGGGGCGAGUCUGAGGUCAAGAAGAAUGGAUCCUCCAGCAGUAUGUGGGAAGGAGAAGGAGGGAAUGGAGGAAAUGGUGGAUGGAAGGAAAGCCCCAGGGGAGGAAACAGAGGAGGAGGCUGGAGUAAGCCUGUUCCUACUGUGAGUAAUAACAGCUGGGGGGAGACCCCACGUGGCAAUGGCCCAGUGCAGGGAGGCUGGGGCUCAUCCAAGCCCCAGGAAAGCAGCAGCAGCAGCAGUAGUGGCAGCGGAGGAGGUGGAAGCAUGGGUUCAUGGGGUGGUCCUGGUACUGUGAAGCAGAACCCAUCAAGCUGGGGCAAUGGCAGCAAACAGGACCAGGGCAUGGAUCCCACAGGUUGGGAAGAGCCCUCCCCUCCCUCCAUCCGCAGGAAGAUGGAGAUUGACGAUGGAACGUCCACCUGGGGCGAUCCUGGCACCUACAACAAGACUGUCAACAUGUGGGAUCGCAACAAUCCCAAUAAUAACCCAGGCAACAGUGGCCCGACUCCCACUAAGAAUGGUGGAGUCAUUAUCCCCAACAAUAACAACAACAAUCACUCCGUUGGCCCUGGCAACAACAAUCACCAUCACACUCACCACAUGCACCACAUACCCCAUCAUGGCCAGCCCCCAACUCACCUGCAACACCAUGGAAACAACAAUGGAUCACCCAACAAUGGCAGCCAACAUCCAGGUGUGGGCCCCCAGGGUAGAGCCCAACUUGCCAACCCAGGUUGGGGAGAGCUUCCCAGUGUUCAACCCAAGUCUGAGCCUGCUUGGGGAGAGCCAGCAGCUCCAACAUCAGCUGUGGACAAUGGCACCUCUGCCUGGGGCAAGCCCUCAGGGGGAGUAGGAGGAUGGGGAGACGGUGGCCACGAGCCCUCUGGCCCCUAUGGCAGGGCCAACGGACCCACAGGUUCUGCACCCUGCAAGCCAGGCCCCAAACCUAUGCAAGAUGGCUGGGGAAAUGGAGGAGAGGAGAUGGGCAUGUCUACCGGCCAAUGGGACGCUGAGGAUGGGGACAUGUGGAACAGCCCCACCUCCCAGGAGAGCAGCUCUUCUUGCAACUCCUGGGGCAAUGGACCCAAGAAGGGCCCGAGCAAGGCCAAGAUGGGCAAGCCAGAUGAUGCUUGGAUCAUGAACCGUCUCAUCAAACAGCUCACUGACAUGGGCUUUCCAAGAGACCCUGCUGAGGAGGCUUUGAAGAGCAACAACAUGAACCUUGACCAGGCCAUGAGCGCCCUGUUGGAGAAGAAGACAGACCUGGACAAGCGGGGCAUGGGCAUGUCUGAUUACAGCAACGGCAUGAACAAGCCCAUGGUGUGUCGGCCCUCUGCACUCUCUAAAGACCCCUCCGAGCGCACCUCCUUUCUCGACAAGGAUGGUGUUCUGUCAGAUGAUGCCCCCCCAUCACCGUUUCUGCCUUCCCCCAGCCUGAAGCUCCCCCUGGCCAACAGUAGCCUUCCUGGGCAGGGUCUGGGACAGGGCAACCCGGGGCUGGCCAUGCAAAACUUGAACAACAGACAGAUACCCAGUGGAAUGUUUGGCAGUAGUGGAGCAGCACAAACCCGGGCCAUGCAGCAGCAGCCUCCUCAGCCACCAGUGCCACCUCUCAGCUCCUCCCAGCCUAGUCUACGUGCUCAAGUGCCUCAGUUUCUCUCCCCUCAGGUCCAAGCACAGCUCUUGCAGUUUGCAGCAAAAAACAUUGGUCUGAACCCUGCACUUUUAACCUCACCAAUAAACCCUCAACAAAUGACCCUAUUGUACCAACUUCAGCAACUGCAAAUGGCGUACCAGCGUUUACAAAUCCAGCAGCAGAUGAUGCAGGCGCAACGCAAUGUUUCCGGCCCCAUUAGACAACAAGAGCAGCAAGUUGCACGUACAAUCACCAACAUGCAGCAGCAGAUCCAGCAGCACCAGCGUCAGCUGUACCAAGCGCUGCUGAUGAAGCAGCAGCAACUUCCCUCUCAUUCCUCCUCUUCUUCCUCCUCCUCCGCUGGUAUGCAUCCCCCCGGUGGCCCUGCCGGAGGCCAUGGUUCCGGCAAAUCAACCCUGGACCCCUACACAGGCCCACACCAGGCUCCGGGCCUCUCCGACACACUGCACACCAAAGAGCCGCCAUCUUCGCCCAAUGCCUACAGCACCUACCCUCUCUCUGGACUGAAUCCAAACAUGAAUGUAAACUGCAUGGAGGUGGGGGGUUUGUCCCUGAAGGAGCCCCCUCAGCCCCAAUCCCGCCUGUCCCAGUGGACACACUCCAACUCCAUGGACAGCCUCUCUGGCAACUCCUCAAACAUGGAGAACAACCUCAAUAAGCACGGUGCCAUAUCUGCUGCCUCUUCACUGGGCCCCCCUGGGAAGCCGCCCCAGAUGGAGGACUCAUACAGCCCUUACAAUCUAAUGUCCAGCUCUGAGUCCCCCACCAGCCCCAUGGUGCCCCCAGACAGCUGGGGCCAGGGCAAGAGUCCCAAUGAGAAGAUCUCCAAUGGGACCAACAUUAACUGGCCCCCAGAGUUCUGCCCAGGUGUACCAUGGAAGGGCCUUCAGAACAUCGACCCUGAGAAUGACCCCAACAUGACCCCUGGCAGCGUCCCCAGCGGUCCCACCAUCAACACCAACAUCCAUGACGUCAAUCGAUACCUGCUGCGCGACAGGAAUGGAGGUAAACUGUCUGACAUGAAGUCCACCUGGUCCCCAGGGCCCAUCGCCCAGCCUCAAGGCUCUCUGUCCCACGAGCUGUGGAAAGUCCCUCAGGGGCCGCGCAGCAACGUAGCCCCUUCCCGGCCCCCGCCAGGCCUCACCAACAACAAGCCCGCUUCCACCUGGGGUGGCAACUCGCUGGGCCUGGCCCAAGGCUGGAGCAACUCUUACUCCUCUGAGGGAACCACCUGGAGUACUGACAGCUCCAACAGGACCAGCAGCUGGCUGGUGCUGAGGAAUCUCACCCCACAAAUUGAUGGUUCAACUCUGCGGACUCUGUGCAUGCAGCACGGCCCCCUGAUCACAUUCCACCUCAACCUCACCCAGGGGAAUGCCGUGGUGCGCUACAGCUCCAAGGACGAGGUCGCAAAGGCCCAGAAGUCUCUGCACAUGUGUGUGCUUGGAAACACCACCAUCCUGGCGGAGUUUGCAGGCGAGGAGGAUGUGAACCGCUUCUUUGCACAAGGCCAGUCACUGGGGGCUAACACCACUAGCUGGCAGGCCAACCCGGGAACCAAUCAAAACCGGAUGGGCGGGGCAGCACAGUCCCACGCUAUUGGCCAGUGGAGCAGCAGUGGCAAUGGAGGCAAGCCCAGCGGAGGUGACCACCUCCUGUGGGGCGGCGUGCCCCAGUACUCCAGCCUGUGGGGACCGCCGAGCGGAGAGGACGCCCGUGUGAUCGGGAGCCCCACCCCCAUCAACACCCUGCUGCCUCCAGAUCUGCUGAGUGGGGAGUCCAUGUAGGAUAAUGCCACGAUACACUAACCAACCAACCAACUCACCACCACCAUGUCAUGUAAGCCAUCGGUGGAGGGUGGGGUGGAAAAAAAAAUACAAAACAAAAAAAAAAAAAUUCAAUAUGAACUGGAGCAAAACCCAAGCAAAUCAUGUGGCGAUAAUCAGUAUCAAUUUGAACUGUUAUGAACUGUGAAUUGUGAAUCAGAAGGCCGGGGUCCCUACACCACAGACUGCAGGCUCCAGUCCUUCUGUUUUGCUUUUGUCCUUUUUUUGUUUGGUUUACCAUUUUUGGGGAAAAAAAGCAAGUUGUCUUUUUUUUCCUUUUGGUAUUUUUGAAAUGCAUCGUAUAAAAACAAACUGAAAUGAGACACAACACAAAGAAACCUUUUAAGUGUUUUUAGUUUUUCCAUAAGUAUACAUGACAUUCUGUGUGAAGUGUUUUUAGGAGAAGCAAUCAAAGCUGCCAUCUGAGACUUUCCUUUUCCCUCCAAAAAAAAAAAAAAUCAUCCCAAAAUAAGACUUAAAACGACCAUUCCCAGCAUGUCCAUGGCCAAUGAUGUGGUUCAAAGACCUUUACUAGUUCUGUUAACGUUUGUUUCUCAGCACUAAUAUUAGCCUUAAGUGCUCUCUGGCCCAGGUCCUUCCCAAGCCGCCUUUUUUAGUUUGUUUUUUAACUGAAGAAAUAGCUGAAAUCUUGCACAGUUUCACCUCUGAGCCAGCAAGUGGUACAGGACAUGACUGGUGACCAACUCUGUCACUGGGCAGUAAGAAGGCCUGACCACGUGACUGGCCCUACCAAUCAUCAGCUUAAUUACUUUCAUUUGUAUUCUCAAAGGGAUUGACACAGCUGUUAAUGUUCUUUUUUUGUAGUUCUAGACCCAAGCGCAUUUUUUUAUAUCUAUCACAACAUAUAAGCUGAGAGAAGAUUAUUUGUCAACUUCGCUGCGUGUUUCCGUACAUGUCUGUGUAUGUCCGGUGGCACCUAAUCAUUGACGUCUGCAAGCCCAGAUCUUUCUGGUCACCUUUAUCCCAGUCGCUUACUGGUGCUUUGUUGAAUUUUUUUUUGUUGUCGGAUUUGUUAUGAAGCCCAGCGAUCGCCAGUUUUCGGAGGAAAAAAGAACACAAUUUCACCUUCAUGUGACAGUUACAUUGUGCAAUAUACACUAUAGACCUUUCUUCCGUCCAUACCCUUAUGUCCACCGGAGCUGGUUUUUCUUUUUUUCUUUUUUGUGAUUGUUGCUGAUUGCAGCAAAAGACUUUGGAACUUCAAAAAAAACUUACCCCUUUUUCAAAACUUGGAUUCCCUCCAGGCUGCCAGUCCCCCUGAAACUGUUGGGAAAACUCUGCAAGGAGGAAGCUGUUGAACUGUGCAUGCAGCAAACUGUACUUGAGAGUGACACUGGGUACACAAUAAUGCACACUUCCUCUCUGCGUGCCACAGCCACACCCAACAGAGACUGAAUCCACAGCGGGGACUGGAUGGUUCUGGGUAUCUGGCACAAUACCAAAUAAGAGGGGUUUCUCCUAAUGCAGUAGACCUACGAGUGUUCCUUGCGUUUGGUACUGUACAAACAGAAGAGACUAAGACUUUUAUAAAUUCAAAGGGUUUUAUCAUAGCACUUAUGAAGAUCAAAUCGCUUCAACUGCAAUCCAAUAAAUCAAAAAAGGAGCAGCAUAAACAUUGAAAACAAAAAUACUGCUCUUUUAUGUACUAUAUCUAUUCCUUGGAAAUGUGUCUGGCGUUGUUCCUCUGGUAGCAGGAUGAAGGGAAACACAACUGAAAUGCACCAUUGGACUUUGGGGAAAAAAACUGCAGUCUACGAUUUUUUUUUCUUCUUUGAACAAUAUCAAAGUGAAUAUCACUGUUACUCCAAAUGUUUAGCCUUGUUCUGUUUGGAGGCACUAGACUUGCAACGUCAGCUGCCUCUGACACCCGCUGGCCAGUCAGUCAGUCAGUCGGUGGGUGAGUCGGAGUGGGGUUGGGGGUGGGGGAGUGUCCACUGAGUGCCUCUCUACUGUGGUCCUCCGGGUGUCAAGCGGCAGCCCCCACAGCGCAGCACUUCCUCCUGGGCUCCACUUGACCCUCCGUCAGUCUGGCAAGGAAAAGCAGCUCCUCCAAGACCAGCCAAUCACGGCUCUCCGCCACACACGGCAUCUCCAACGAGGGGUGGGUCGCCACCACUCGACCCCGUCGUCGUCCUGCCCUCUCCCCCAUCUCUCAGUUCUUUGACACAAAGAUCACUUUAGCUGGAAGAUGUAAUAGUCAUAUUUCUGGAAUUUUUGCCAGUGUACUUUUUAUUUUUUGGAAAAAAGAUCAUUUUGACUUUAUUUUUCUUUCAAUGCGUUAUAUUGUUAUUUUGUCUACAUGCAGUGGUCUACAAAAUACUGGCUGCUGAACUAGCCCUUCACUGUUCAUAUGCAGAAACACUUUGGUCAGAGGUGCCUCUGUAUGUUCAUCCUGUGUAUUGAAUGCAAAACGAGGAUCAAUACUACAGAGCGUUAUUGAUUGUCUAUUUGUUUUUAACUGAUCAUGCUUUUGUUUUUUGACAGUAUUCUGUAGUACUUCCAGGUAGUAUCUUGAGAUGAGUAAAACAAAAAAAUAGGGUGUCUCAGACGGGGGUGUGUGAGUGUGUCGCUCCAGGCUGCUCCGCCUGCCCGCAGGCUGUCCCCCUGUGCCCUUUGCCUAGCUGCUACGCUAUGACCUCCUCUCCUCCUCCACCUCAACCAGACCCAGUAGCCCUCCCCUGACCAGGCACCAACAGGCCCUCCUAUCUGUUUCUAUGCAAAAGACUAGAGGCUGGGGCCCUUUACAGCACGCCAAACCUGACUCGGGAAUGAGUACUCCUCCCCGAGCUUGACAAACGCGAACACUCGUCCCACGUGUGCUUCUGUCGGCACUUCAGAAUGGCCGCUGUUCCUGUUCCUGUAAAGUCGGGCUAAGCCACCAGAACACUGUCGAAUACUAAAGUCCGAACUCUUUAUCAAAAGGUCGGCCUUUCUCUCUGCGCUGAAGACACUUCUGUCCAGCUUGAUCUCAGGGUAGGGGAGUAGAUGAUACCAAGUAUGAGAUGCAGCUCUCCGUAUCUGUCCUUUCUACUGUGAGAGCAAAGUCUUAAAUUAAAAGGCGCAACAAUAUGUACGGACCUCAUGCCUCGAACUUAAUCCUAAUUGGAAGGGAAAAGGCUUGUAUUGAAUCCUUUUCUCAAAGGGUGGCCUAUUUCGGGGCCCAUUAUUGCGUGUAAAAGUUGCCAACGUAAUGUGCCAAUAUAAAUUUGCUGUGUCAUACUGUAUCUUUAUAAAGAGCACUUCUGUUCCCUGUUUGGAGGAGCUUUGAUAACCUUUGCAGAGGGUGCAGUGGGGGACAGGAGGCAUCAAACAAAUGGGCGGCAGCAGCACACCCUGAAAUGACUGAGAUUUUUUUUUUUUCUAUGCUUUUGUGGGGAAUGCCCCAUGCUAAGGAGAAAAUCUUUACUCAGUUGGGGGUUCCAGUUUGCUACAGUGCACAGUUGAUGAUGGGUAAUCCCGGGUACAUAUUUUUUUAAAACCAAAAAUGAAAUCGCAUUUUAACGUCAUUUUUAUGAAGUUUGACAUAAAAAUCUUAAAAAUGCUAAAAAAUCUAAGUGAAAAAAAAAAAGAUCUAUAAUAUGUUAAAAGCUCUGCACUUAUAGCUGAAACGUCUCCGGUCAUUAGCCUCUACUACCACCAUCUAAAGGAGUAGACUGGUGGCCGGGGUGCCUUUUUUGUGGAUGCUGUAUUUAUCUCGUUUUUAUGUUUGUGUCCUGCUCAAAGCGGGCCCACUGAACUGUACAUUUCCACAGACCCAGAUGGCUUGGGCCCACUGUAUCAGCCUCACUCUCCUCACUCUGCAUCAGCAGGAGGGGAGGGGCACAUUUCAAGAGGUACAAAGUCUUAAAAACGUUUUAAAAAAAGCUUAAAAAAUUUCUAAAAAAAUAAACAAGAAAACGGGAAAAGGCUACCUUUCAGGACUUGCAGUCCUGCAGCACACAAGCAAAAAUCACUAUUGCCUGUUUCUGUAACUGCCUUGAUCCAAGCUCAGACAGACCCAAUAGCCGAGGACCUCCCAGCAUCCUGUACUAACUGGAGAACCCUGACAGUGAAGGGGGUUUCCCAUGCUGCACCAGCAUCGAGAGGUUCUCCUCUCUACAGCUCUGUUCUAGAUAACAGUAUAUAUGUAUACACUACAUAUAUGUAUAUAUAUACUGUGAGUUCGGUGUGUGGUAUCACCUGUUCAGAUUUCUUGGAUCGUAACCUCUGAAACUUUUCAUUUUUGUUUGAAAGGUCUUGGUUUAAUACAACUGAAAAAUGAGCAAUAUGUAUUUUCCCCGCAAAUAAGUGAUACGAAGGAAAGAAUUUGGGUCGGGUGUAAACUGAUACUUGAUUGAUGGAAAGCUGCGUCUUUCUUAUACAGAGUUGGAUAUGCACGUUCUGGUUUUGAUGACAUAUUACAGUACUUUGAAGUGCUUGUACUGUAUAUAUGUGUAUUUGUUUGUUAAUUAGCUUGUCUAAAAGCCCAACCCAACCAGUCGAUAAAAAAAAAAAUCACAAACAUAUCAAAACAAGACAAAAUAUUGAACACAAAUACUUGAAUCAUGGAGCGCCAAUAAUGUAAUGUGAAGUCAGUAAUUCUUUUUUUGUUCUCUCCAUCUGACAGGUACACUUAGGGGCUUUUAGAGAAUAUUAAAAAUGUAUUGCAUUAAGUUACAAAUACAAAAUCUUUGAGAAAAAAAUGCAAAAGUCAUCUUAGAUGUGUGCUUGAAAGUCAGAUGUUUGUAUGAAUGUGUGCGCAAGAAACUGUGUGUGUACCAGGCACAUGGCCUGCUGUUAUGUUCCACUCAGUAUGUUAUAUUUUGUGUCUGUUUUUAUCCAUUUUUUGUUGUUGUUCUGUCAAAAACUAUUCUGAUAGACAUUGUUAUUAUCUUCUAACGUUGCACUGAGUGUCUUCUACCCCUCACUCAGCUAAUCGUAGAUAAACGAGUCUAAGUACGGAGGGGAGAUGGUGACAAUUCAUGUGUACAUGUUUACUCAAGGACUUAAUGGAUUUUUUUCAUUCUAUCUGUAAAAAGUUUAUCUACCUUAUAGUGGCUUUUAUUGUGGAAUAAUCCAAUACAAGGAUUAUCAUUGAGUAUUGCACCAUUUUGUUCCAACUAUACAAAAAAAAGAGAAAAAAAACUAAAAAAUGAUUUUAAAAAAACCUACAAAAAAACUACAAAAUAAAAAAGGGGAAAAAAAACAAAGAACUGUGGCCAUAGAUAGCUGUAGAAGGACUAGUAAUCCCUAUGUUAACUUCAUGGAGAAAUUGAAAGGGAUAAAGUGUGGGAGGUGAGUUUGUUACAAGACUCAUUUCAGAGGUGCCUAUCUUUUCUGUUUGUUUUUAAUUUUGCAAAAGCCACCUGUCGUUUACAAGCAUUUCAUUUGUCUGAAGUUCAAGAAAAUAGGAAUUUAUAACAGGAAUGUUGUAAAAAAGAAAAAAAAUCAUCUUCCAUCAAAUAUGGACAUGAAAAUCUUGCAAAAUGAAGAUUUAUGCUACUUUAAGAACUCUGGGAUUGAUCAGUGUUGUGUCAUAUUUCAAUUUUUUAAGUUCUCUUUCAGUGUCGACAGACUAUCUCUGUAUGUAUUGAGUUGUGAUUUUUAUGUUGUUUCCUGUAAGCGACGCAGUUUGCUCACUAUCUUGCACACUCAUAAAAAGAUGUGGAUUUUGUCUCAGGAAGGCCAGGGUUCCAGAUACCAACUCCAUAAUUUCUAGGUUUAAUGUUUGUGUGAAAAAAAAAAUAAGCAACUGAAAACAAUUAAACUCCAAGCAAGCACUGAAGGUCAUGAGUUUAACAGAGUAUAGAGAGUACCAUUGUUUCUUUAAAGCAACAACAAAAAAAGUUUGUAGCAAGUUAUAUAUUUACCAAAUAAGACUGAGAAUCAACUUUGAAAAAAGUGGAGUGCUUUACAUGUGAAAUCUAAGUAGAAUUGCUUUACAUUUAAACCGAUCAAUUGUUUGAUUGUCAAAAAGACAGUGACAGAAAAUGCAUUUGUAUUUUUUGACUUUAAAGUUUCCAUCCUGUUGUCCAGGAGCAUUGUGCAAGAAGUUUUUUGUUUUUGUUUUUGUUUUGUUUUUAAUCAUCUCUCCUGUCUGUUAACACGUCUGUUCCUGUGACAGCUAUUUCAGUAGUUGAGAGAUUUGUUAACAUGUAACAGAUGGUUUUCAGAGGCAGGUUUGAAGUAGAGGAAUAAAGCUGGUUUUUAAAGGAUCAUGAUCUAUGCACAAGUGGGAGGGAAGAGUCCAAACCCAGCUGCUGUACUGCGGGCGUUUGUCGACUCAGACUCUGGGGUUCAGGGUUCAAUGUAGGGUUGUAUUUGUUUUGUCUCUUGCUCAAAUUUCCUCCACUCUACGUCCCCCUUCCCUCCUCCUCCUCCUCCUUAUUAUCAUCUUCAUCUAAUGUUUUAGCAAAACUUUACAUUGCGUCGCCAUGCUGUGUAAUCCUUAACCAAUGAGCGCUUAUCCUUCUGCUAAAGCACUGUGGGUUGUACUGAAAAAAUAAAGCCCAUGACUUUUAAGGCUGUCGGUUUUUUAAAGGGGAGGAGGGUGGGUGGGGGAAUGGGGGUACUUUGCCUUUGCCUUUCUCUUUACUUUGAAAAAAAACAUUAAGGAAAAAUGUCUGUAACUGAAAUACAAAGUUGUGGCUUUUAAUGUUGUUCUUUUUUCUCCUCAUAGAAUGUGAUUGUUAAGGACAUGCACCGGAAAAAAAUGUUUCCAUGAAUUAUGGAGCUUCUUUCGGACUAUAUUAAUAAAUUACAAAUUUUCUUGGCUGUUA